Aspergillus bombycis is the source of this 1935-nucleotide messenger RNA. RefSeq names its product 2-isopropylmalate synthase. The record is from RefSeq and is a predicted model, not a curated record. Lineage: Eukaryota; Fungi; Ascomycota; Eurotiomycetes; Eurotiales; Aspergillaceae. Gene Ontology annotation, cellular component: mitochondrion. The coding region runs from base 1 to 1935 and encodes 644 amino acids. Gene Ontology annotation, molecular function: 2-isopropylmalate synthase activity. The transcript has 4 exons. Gene Ontology annotation, biological process: L-leucine biosynthetic process.
AUGCCGAUGCUCAAAGAUCCCUCGAAAAAGUACAAACGCUUUAAGCCGCUGCAUCUCCCCGAUCGCCAAUGGCCCAACAAAGCCAUCGAAAAGGCUCCCCGGUGGCUGGCUACUGAUCUAAGAGAUGGCAACCAGAGCUUGCCUGAUCCAAUGGACGGUGAACAAAAAUUCCGCUUCUUUAAAAUGCUCGUCGAUAUUGGCUACAAGGAGAUUGAAGUUUCAUUCCCAUCUGCCUCGCAAACAGACUUCGAUUUCACUCGGCGCCUGGUGGAGACCCCUGGCGUCGUUCCAGAUGAUGUAUGGCUCCAGGUCCUGUCCCCUUGCCGUGAAGACCUCAUCCGCCGCACGGUGGACUCUCUGAAGGGUGCAAAGAAGGCUAUCCUACACAUCUACCUAGCCACGAGCCCAUGCUUCCGUCGAAUUGUCUUCAACAUGGACAAACAGAAGAGUUUGGAAAUGGCUGUCCGCUGCGCGAAGUUCGCACGUUCGAUCACAAAGGACGACCCCUCGACCGCCGGUACCGAAUGGCACUUCGAGUUCUCUCCCGAAACCUUCUCUGACACGGAGCCCGAGUUCGCUGCGCAGGUUUGCGAGGCAGUCAAGGAGGCUUGGGGUCCUACAGAGGAGGCUCCCAUUAUCUUUAACCUGCCGGCAACAGUAGAAAUGUCGACUCCCAACGUUUUUGCGGACCAGAUUGAGUACUUCUGCCGUCAUGUGUCGGAGCGAGAGAAGUAUGUCGUCUCCAUUCACCCGCAUAAUGACCGUGGCUGUGCCAUUGCGGCUGCUGAGCUGGCUCAGAUGGCCGGCGCGCAGCGUGUGGAGGGCACUCUGUUCGGAAACGGUGAAAGAACGGGUAACGUUGACCUGGUCACUCUGGCUCUCAACCUCUACACACAGGGUAUCACCCCCAAUGUUGACUUCUCCGAUAUCAACGCUGUCAUCAAGGUCGUUGAAGAAAGCAAUAAGAUUCCUGUCAACGAACGGUGGCCCUACGGCGGUCAACUGGUCGUUUGCGCUUUCAGUGGCAGUCACCAGGAUGCUAUUAAGAAAGGCUUCAAGCUUCGGGAUGAUGCUACGGCAGCGUCAGAUGAGGAAGUCCAAUGGGAAAUUCCUUAUCUCCCCUUGGAUCCUCAAGAUAUCGGCAGAACUUACGAGGCUGUUAUUCGUGUCAACUCCCAGAGUGGCAAGGGUGGUGCUGCUUGGGUUAUUUUGCGCAGCUUGGAGCUGGAUCUCCCGCGCGCCUUGCAGGUCGAGUUCAGCAAGGUCGUUCAAAAGAAGUCGGAAGAGGUCAGUCGGGAGCUGAGGGCAAGCGAAAUCGUCGGUCUUUUCGAGGAGGCAUACCACCUCAAGUCCAACCCCCGCUUCAACCUUGUCGACUACAACAUCACCACGGACCGCUCAACGUCCCCGGCACCCCCCGAGCCUGGCAAGGCUCUGAACACUAAGAACCUCAAGCGGCGCUUCACUGGUGUCAUCGAGAUUGAUGGGGUUCAGCACGCUAUUACUGGCGUUGGUCCUGGUGCUAUCUCCUCCUUGGCUGGUGCCUUGUCGACACUCGGCAUUGAUCUUGACGUUGUCGACUACAAGGAACACUCCAUUGGUUUGGGUAGGGAGGUGAAGGCCGCAACGUACAUCCAGUGCACUGCAGCUGGUAGCAAGGAGCAGGUCUGGGGUGUGGGUAUCCACCAGGACGUUGUCCAGGCCAGUUUGAUCGCUUUGCUCAGUGCCGCUAGCUCGUUUCUGACUAGCCGUGCCGGCUCUCCUGCUCCCUUCCGCCCUAUGCGCUCCAACACCCUCACUGACGAGGAUCUGCAAGCCCUAGAAACCCUCACUGGCUCCAGUGAUCUUGCUACCAACCUGGCAAAGGCUGCUAACGGCAGUGCCAAGCCACAGGUAGAUAUUGAUGGCCUGACGAGACAAGCUGAAAGCCAAUAA